Serendipita indica DSM 11827 is the source of this 1350-nucleotide messenger RNA. The record is from the annotation of a GenBank genome assembly. Lineage: Eukaryota; Fungi; Basidiomycota; Agaricomycetes; Sebacinales; Serendipitaceae.
AUGCAAGAGGUCCAGACACUGUUGUCAAACGCGAGCCCAGUUCAGCUCGGAGCUGCUGCAACCGCACUCAUCUCCGUUGGACUCGUCUACGCAUGGUCGACAAAGAUACAUCCGUCUUCGUGUCGUUAUCCAAAAGGGCCACCAAGACUCCCUCUUAUCGGUAACUCUCACAACUUUCCGACAGAAAACUGGGGAGUCAUCUUCAACGAGCGGCAAAAGCUCUAUGGUGACAUAGUCUAUGUUCAGCUUCCCGGAAUGCCCUUCUAUAUCAUCAAUUCACUGGAAAUUGCGCAAGAGCUCUGUAACAAACGCGCAAAGCUCAAUUCAGAGAGAAAGAUAGGGUAUAUGAUCAUGAAUCUGGCCAACAAAGAUGCCGUUAAAGGAUCCCUCAUCGAGAGAAAGGCUCAGGAUUUUGUGCUCGACCUACAAGGCGUAAGAGGAAAUCCGAAGAGCACGAUAUUAAACACUGUCAGAAUGAUCAUUAUCGAAUUGGCGUAUGGCCGAGGCAUCGUGAAGGAGCAUGGAGACGAGAUGAUUGCACUCAACUUGGAGGCAAGGAACCUGUUGGAAAAUGCCAUUUUGACCGUGUGGACUGUUGAUCGAAUCUCGUUAUUGCGCUUCUGGCCAAGCUGGAUGCCUGAAGGAGAAUUCAAACGAUCUGGCGCAUACUGCAAGCAACUUGUGGAUCGAAUCCGGCAAUGGCCAUUCCGAAUGGCUAUCGAGUGCCGUAAAGCUGGAACGCUUGAUCACUGUUUCGCGGAUGACUUGAUGAAUGAAUUUGGGACCUCCUUCGAAGUUCGAGACACGCUCGCCAAUAUCUACUUUGCCGGUGUCGAUACAGUACGAGAAAUCAGUACAAGUUGCUUUCAUGCUCACACAUCUCGUGCAGACACCCACUCUAAUCAUCCGAUUCUUGCACACCAUGUUCAUUUACCAGAGGUCACAAAGAAGAUGCAAUCUGACAUCGACUCAGUAAUUGGUCGUGACCGGUUGCCGACAGCAAAGGAACGAAAUCACCUACCAUACUCCAAUGCCGUCUGGAAGGAAGCUAUUCGGUACAAGUGUUCCAUGCCUCUGGGCAUUCCUCAUUCGAGUAACGAAGAUCAGCUAAUUAACGGGCACUUUAUCCCAAAAGGCUCAAUCAUCAACCCAAAUUUCGGAUUCCAUCUCGUGACCACGGCCAUUGCAUUAUUCGACAUCAAUUCGCUACCUGGAGAGUCAGUACCUCAUCCCGCAACAGUUCAGUACCUCAAGAGAGGCAUGCGACUUCCCGUCAAUUUUGAUUGCGUAUUCACGCCAAGGGAUGAUAAAGCCAGUCAGCUCUUAUCUUCUCUUGCGUUGAGUCGUUGA